Molecule: messenger RNA, 1398 nt
Organism: Babesia ovata
Lineage: Eukaryota; Apicomplexa; Aconoidasida; Piroplasmida; Babesiidae
Exons: 8
Coding region: 1-1398 (465 amino acids)
Source: RefSeq, a predicted model, not a curated record
AUGUUUUGGGGCCUCUGGAUCUCCAUUGCGGUGAUCUAUGGCUUAUCGCACGGUGAAGGGGUUAGGUCGCGACAAUGUCGCCAUGAAGGGUUAGUAGCAAGAUUCCACUCAACACAGUGCCAUGAUGACCAUGCCUUCCUUCAUGCCUCGCGUGGAAGGCGGUCUACAGUCUCGUGCGCCGCGGCGUCUAGACACAGUGCAAAAGGCGCGCGAACCCAAAAGGGAGGUGCUAAGAAGCCGCCUUCCAUGGGAAAGAACAAGGUUACCUUAACAGAUGAGCAGAAGCAACAGAUCGACGCACUGGCUAAAGCGCAUAUUGAAGUGACAGAUACACCCUCUUACAUCCAAAAACUUAAGCUGAACACUUACUCAGAGGAGUCGAGUCCAUACCUCACCCUGUUCGAAUCGGAGGCGCUGACGAGAGAUGAUCUAAUUGGCAUCGACCUGCCUUUCGGAUUGGUGCCACCCGACCGAUAUGAGCUUUGGAAACUCUGUGGACAUGUAUGCGACCCGUUGCCUGUGAUCAGUUCACAGUCAAUGACGCCGAAGCAAUUCACCCAGCGGCUCUUCGGCAAGCAUGAGCAAAUCACCAGGGAUGAGUUCAACUACAACAUCGAGUACAAGAUGCGUUUCUACGCACCUGGGUAUGGCGACAUAUUCUUAAUGGACAAAGUGCGAUGUUGGAGAGCGUGGUUCCUAUUCCGGGGGUUGAAGGAGGGAAGAGAAGACCUCCCGACCUAUCACAGCAUACACCAGAUCGCACGCCCGAAGGAUGAGGUGCCCCUGAGCGCGGCAAUGUUAAGUGUCAACUACGAAGUGAAUCGGCAGGGGGUACAUCCAGCGCUGCUGGACAUGUUGUGGGACUUCUUCACGGAGAACAGCUCGGAGAUCAAGCGUGAUGAAGUAACGGCCAAACUAAAUUGGGUGGUCGACCGCCUACCCGACCUGGACCCAGGCGAGGGUAUUUCUCCGGACAAUUUCUACAAAAUAUUCAUCGAUCCUGCACGCGAAUAUCUCGCUAAGUUCGACAAGGAGGCGUUUGCGCGGCAGCAGCUGCGCAAGAUCCACGAACAAAGUUUGCGGCAGAAGGUGCUCAGCAACAAUAAGGCACUGAGGCAGCGGUACAAAAUUUUAACCUCCGCCUACCUUGAAGAGAUCCGAAGCAUGUACAAGGUGCCCACACCAGAGUUCUACAAGCAGUACGAGCGUCGACGACUCACAGGAUACUUCAACCUACUGGCGGAUAUGCAAGAGCGCCGUAUGAGGAGACGAGCUAUGUCAAAGGAACAACUCAACGAGCUCAAGGCCGCCAAAGCCGACGCUCCCGUUCGUAAGAAGAAAAGAGAAAAGAAACCAUCGAAGCGUAACAAGAAAUUGGGGAGGGGCGUGAUGAAUUAG